Ylistrum balloti is the source of this 987-nucleotide messenger RNA. RefSeq lists its product as uncharacterized. Gene Ontology annotation, molecular function: dioxygenase activity. The transcript has a single exon. The coding region runs from base 1 to 987 and encodes 328 amino acids. The record is from RefSeq and is a predicted model, not a curated record. NCBI's taxonomy places the organism in Eukaryota, Metazoa, Mollusca, Bivalvia, Pectinida, Pectinidae.
AUGUCAUUCAAAUUGCCAAUUGUCGAUCUAUCUCAGACUCAAAGUAAUCGUGAAUCAUUAGCCAAGGUGAUAGUGGACGCUCUUGAGAACACGGGAUUCCUGUUUAUAGACAACGUUGAAGGACUGGAUUUUGACCUCUGGUACAAAUGUUGUGAAUGGUUCUUCCAGCAGCCUGAGGAAUCAAAGAAAAAACUACUUCGGAACUUUUGGAACCCAGAAAGCAAGAAUGUUUACCGUGGCUAUUUCCCCGUUUUACCGAACGAACCAAGCAGAAAAGAAGGAUUUGAGUUUGCGCGUGACGUGCCUCCGAAUGAUCCUACCGUCAGCCCUAACAACUGGUUCUACGAGAAUUCUGUAUGGCCCGAGGAAGAUGGAUCAUUUCCAUUCAAGGCCAACAUGAGGGCACUCUAUGAGAAGCUCCACGAAACUGCGUUAGAAAUUUUGCGGCUCACGGCCAUCGGACUGGGAAUAGAAGAGGAUAGUUUUACCCCUUUGUUCUCUGAUAAGCCUUGCACGACUUUUCGAAUAAUGCAUUAUCCGCCUUGGGAAGGAUCUCCACCUGAAAAGGCCCAGAUCGAGAACGGUAAAGUUGUGAUUACCCCAGAACAUACAGAUACUAAUUUUCUUACUCUUCUGGCCACGUUUCAUUACAAAGGACUCGAAGUCAAGAUGCCAGAUGGCUCCUGGGCGGAAGUCGCUCCUCGUCCGAAGAGUCUUGUUAUGAACAUAGGAGACACGUUCUCCAGAAUGAUGGGUGGGAGGCUAAAGGCUACUGCACAUCGCGUCAUAGACAUCGGAAUAGACCGGUAUACUUCUCCGUUUUUCUUCACGCCCAGAUAUGACGCCGACAUUGGCGUGAACUUCAUGUCCAAGGCGACGGGACAGGGUCCUGACCAUGUGUUUGAAAAAUAUGGUCCUUGGGUAUUGAAUAUUAUCAAAAAUGUCAAGAAAUACUUCGAAUAUCGUGUUUUACCGGAUAUUGAUUGA